UACCGGACAUUACUUUAUUGAGCACUUAAACAAAAAUGCUCGCUAUAUAAGGAGAUCGAACAGCUGAUAAUUGAUUAAAAAAUGAAUUAGCCAAGAAGAUGCGAACGUCGCAUCCAUAAUCUAAGCGACAUAUUUACAGUUUCUUUUUUUACAAUUUUUUAAUAUCGGUUUAAGGAAACCGACACUUCCGAAAAGAAUCUAAUGAACUGCCAUGACCUUUGGUAAUGUUAAAUGCGAUUUAUUCGCAUCGCGAUGGCGAAUGGAAGACAAGUUUUCAAAACGACGCACGGUAAACGUGACGGUGUUGCCUUCUUAUGCGUUAAUAACACUUUAACGCCAUCUAGAAAUGCGAUUAGUUUAUUUGUCGAUAUGUCUGACGAUGAGGCCUUCGCGAAUAGAAUUAUCGUCUAUUUGCUAUUCAGUUGACGUACGCUACGAUCGGUAUUAUUAUUGCAUGUCAAUUUCCGAGAAUUACAUAAUACACUAAAGGAUGUAACGGAAUCAUUACGUUGUUCGUACAAAAAAUGGCGCUGCUACGUAAAGCAGAAUUCUCUAGUCAAUAUGCUUUGUUUCUCUCCUACCUCUCUUUUUUUGUUCUCUCUCUCUCUUACUCUCUCGGUAUUUAAUAGUUUCGAAUUUUAAUGCGGACAACUCAACACUGUUCAGCAUAAUAGCGUCUAUUGUGUAGAACACUAAUCUAGUCAAUGUCUUAGCUUUUAGGUACUCUCGAUAUUUUAAUAUAGUAUUAAUAAUAUCGGCGCCAUUAGCAUUGCUAUAUAGCUGCUCUCUGUUAAUCCCGAAUUCACAAUUUCAAUCGAGUAUUGUGUUAUGGCACAAUAAUACACAGUAUUGUUAAUAAAUUGCUCGAUUGAAAUUGCACACUUUGUGACACAUCAAUUCUUACCUUAGAAGAAAAGAAACAGUACUCUUGCUAUGCGCGAACGCAUUGCGCAAGGAAGACUGCAUUAAUGCAUGCGCGAUGACAUUACGAACAAAAAAUAUUGUCAUUUAGUUUGCGUCUCGAUGUUCUAUCAGUUGAUCAAAAUCUAAAAAUCGCGUCUACAGUAUCCAUUAAAAAUCUUCAUUUUUUGUCCCAAAAGUCAUAGAACUGUAAGUUAUUUAUUGUUAUCUUCGUGCGACAUUCCUCAAUUGACAUAAACGCUCAUUAUCGUUUUAGCCAUAUAAAUACCGAAACCAAAGAGAAUUAUUAUUGUGGGUGCGGUUGAUCCAUCACGAUAGUACUUGAUAUGCUUAUCACUACACUUUAGUUGGUAAUUUGACAUCAUUUCUGCUUAUUCAAAUAUUGUGUACAAGAACCGAAGAAUUUUUUUUGUUAAACAAAAUUCCAGAAAAUCAAUGAAAUUAAAGAAAUUGGUUUAUCGACGUUUGCUUUAUACGUAGUUCAGGGAAAAAAUGUUUGCAUUCAAGGUUAAACGUGAGUUAGUGGUGUGCUGUGCGUUCUGCUGCUUGUAUGCAUGCAAACGCGGCGAUAAAUGUGAAGGCGAGCGUCGCGCGCUCUUGUCACUGCACCUAACCUCUCCGUAAAGGUAUAGGCUUAUUUGUCUUGGUCAUAUAAACAUUCGAAUAGAAGGUAAAAAGCUUAUAAUUGAAUAGGCACAUGGGAUUCAUCAACGACGAGCUCCAGGAGGUAUCGAAGCUGUGUCAAAAUGUUAUCGAUGGUAGUCGACUGGUGUGCUGUGUUCAGAGUAUGGUUCGAGUGGAAAUAACGAAAACACAAUUCAAGAAAAUUAUUGUAUGUAUUCAAUUUCCACAAGACUAUCCGAAAGUGCCUCUUCUCAUUGAACUUAAGAGUAAGACUCUCUCAGAGAAAUUGUUGAACAGACUAACUAGUGUUUGCGAAAAAGAAUGUGAAAAUCUUUUGGGAAAAGCACAGAUACUUCCGGUCUUAAAAUUUAUAAGUAACUUCAUUGAGGAAAAUUCUCUUGUUUGUUGCUAUGAUGAAAUUGCUUCCUUAAAGAAGCUCUUGCUAGAGAACGAUGAACUCAAGCUUAAACAAAAGACCUCGAUGAUAUACUUGAAAGCUCAGCAGGGUUCAUAUUACUUAAAAACCAAGAUAGUGGUACCAGAUAACUAUCCUGAACGCUGUGUUGGUUUAGAAGAUACCGAUAGUAAUUUUCCUGCAGCAAUUGUUCGCUAUAUCCUUGGAAAAGGUAAAGAACUUGGUAGACAAUGUGUGGAACCACCGAUAAAAGAAAAGGCUCGUGCAACACUCUUUCAGCCAUCACCUUCCUUAAACAUAGUUGCUUCCUUCCUUGUAAGGUCAGUUAAGAUGUUGCCAAUGGAGCGCUGUCAAUUAUGUCGAAAACUCUGUUUACCAGAGAAACCAGAAGAAGCAGUAAUCGAUGAGAAUGCUGACCUGCAUGUAGAAAGACUCUACUGUGGACAUCUGUUUCAUCUGCAGUGCUUAAUAACAUAUAUGAAGACUCCACCGUUUCACGGUGGUAAAAAGUGUCCGAGUUGCGGUCAGCGAGUCUACCAUGACAAAUGGCGAUUAAGUGAGCGCUUGGCGGAAGAACGUUGGGCCCACCAACAAGCUCGCGCCAGGGAAUUAGCCGAAGUUGCGGACUUCUUUGAAUGAAAAGUAUCAUCAAAAUGCAUCUAAAACAAUAUUUGAUGGCGUCACGAACAGAUUAAAGAAAACAUGUCGGCUUUCGUCAAAUCUAACGACUUACCGUGUCGUGUGUAACGACGACUAAAGAGGAUCGUCCCUUGAGACGAAAGAUUAGAAAUGACCGCGUAUCAGCUUGUCGAGAAAACACCGACGACCACAACGACAUGAUGCCAAUCACACGUGCGAAUAUGACUGUGUCGCAUACUGUCAACAUUGGCAGCAAGGUCGAGAGUAUCUUCGUACGAUGGAAUGUAAAAAACCAAUUAUAUAUUUAUUUAUAUAUAUAGGUCACGUCUAUGAAUUUCAUAUAAGGAAGCAAUUUGAAAGUUUAUUUCUCAGUUACAUCUUCCCCAAAUAUAAUAUGUCCAACAAUAA
Molecule: messenger RNA, 3007 nt
Organism: Cephus cinctus (wheat stem sawfly)
Lineage: Eukaryota; Metazoa; Arthropoda; Insecta; Hymenoptera; Cephidae
Exons: 6
Coding region: 1619-2599 (326 amino acids)
Molecular function (GO): protein binding; metal ion binding
Source: RefSeq, a predicted model, not a curated record